CACAGCGGUGCAAAGUGGUUUCCUCUUGUAAAUUGCAGGAUCAGCCAUGUGUUUUUCCUAUUUUGGACAUAAAUUCAUUUGCAAGUCAGACCUAAGGGGUUUCCGAUUUCUUCGUUGGACCGUGCUAGUUCCUCUUGUCAUCUACUUGUGCCUGCUCUUCGUCAAGUACCGUAGAAACGUGCCCCUCAAGAGUCUUACGUCCACCACAACCGAGCGAGAUAAUGAAGGAUCCAUGAUAGAGAAUCUGUUCGUGGAACUGGAGGCGGUAACGGCUAACAGAAGGGACGUAGAUCGUUAUAGGGACAUCGAUCAGAACAUCAAGGAGGUGGAGGAGGCAGAGAACCAAGAGAACCCGCGGACAUUGCUUGAAGAUAUAUUUCAAAGGGCCGACACUGAUCAGGAUCAGCUUCUGGAUAUUCAGGAGUUGGCCAGGUGGAUACACAGCAAGAUCACAGAGCACAUUAGUCGUGCAAUGAGAGAGAACGUUGGCCUGUUUACCGCCAUUGAUAAUAAUCCACGAAAUGGCGAAGUCUCAUGGGAAGAAUAUCACGCGUACUUUCUCAGAUCCCACGGAUUUCCCGAGAGUUAUGUGAGUUCGCAUGACAAGAAGCACAGCGACAUGUCUCGUACGUUGAAGGAGAGUAUCAUGAGAGAUAGAGCUAGAUGGGCGGAAGCAGCCAGAAACGAUCCGGAGAGACUGGCUUUGGAUGAGUUCCUAGCUUUCACACAUCCUGAGAGUAGUCACAGGGCCCUGCUGCAAAUGGUGGAGGAUUUGUUUGAGAAAUUUGACCGUGAUGGGGAUGAACAGCUGACAGAAGAUGAAUUCUCUGAUUUACCCUCUGAAGGGAUGGGCCUAGAUCUGAAGGAAGACAAGCAUGAAGCAAUUGGGGGGAGUGAAGACAGACGUAAGGAGUUUAAACACCUUAUUGACAAGAACAAAAGUGGGAAAGCUGAUCGAACAGAACUUCUGAUGUACAUAGAUCCAAGAAAUCCAAGGCAUGCCAUACAGGAAGCUCAACAUUUAAUUAAUGUGUCAGACAUUGAUCUUGAUGGGAAAUUGAAUUUGUCAGAGAUCUUGAGCAAAAUGGACCUGUUCUUGGGCAGCAAGAUGGUAGACACUGAAAAAAGUUUCCACGACGAGUUUUAG
Messenger RNA from Habropoda laboriosa, 1147 nucleotides. It is a transcript of the gene myd, whose product is annotated as 45 kDa calcium-binding protein. Gene Ontology annotation, cellular component: endoplasmic reticulum. Gene Ontology annotation, biological process: calcium-ion regulated exocytosis. The transcript has 5 exons. Lineage: Eukaryota; Metazoa; Arthropoda; Insecta; Hymenoptera; Apidae. Gene Ontology annotation, molecular function: calcium ion binding. The record is from RefSeq and is a predicted model, not a curated record. Bases 47 to 1147 code for a protein of 366 amino acids.